AUGGCCGUGGAACAAUACUCACUGCCUGGACUUAGGUACUCCCUAGAUGCUCUGGAACCUUCGAUCUCUGGCCAGAUUAUGGACCUACAUUACAAUAAGCAUCACCAGACCUACAUCACCAAUCUCAACAAGGCCCCGAAAGAGACUGCCGAAGCCCUUUCCAAUGGCAACCUUGUCAAGCAACUCGAGUUGCAGUCAGCCAUCAAGUUCAACGCUGGAGGCCACGUCAACCACACCCUCUUCUGGGAGAACCUUUCACCUAGCUUCGAAAACUUCCAAACAACCCUCGAGACCACCGCGCUCGCCAUCCAGGGAUCCGGAUGGGUUUGGCUGGUCAAAAAUGAGCUUGGUGGCCGACUCGAGAUCACCACGUCCAAGGAUCAAGAUCUGCCCGUACCUGGAAAUCUGGCCGUCCUUGGCAUCGACAUGUGGGAGCAUGCAUACUACUUGCAAUACUGGAAUAACAAGAAAGAAUGCUUGAACAACAUUUGGGCUGUGCUGAAUUGGAACGCUGCUGGAAAGAGAUACCUUGGCGACAGGAGGGCUAUCUAUGGUGACUUGGCAGGACUUGCCAGCCGACUGUGA
Exophiala viscosa is the source of this 585-nucleotide messenger RNA. RefSeq names its product Fe-Mn family superoxide dismutase. Gene Ontology annotation, molecular function: superoxide dismutase activity; metal ion binding. The record is from RefSeq and is a predicted model, not a curated record. Gene Ontology annotation, biological process: superoxide metabolic process. The transcript has 3 exons. NCBI's taxonomy places the organism in Eukaryota, Fungi, Ascomycota, Eurotiomycetes, Chaetothyriales, Herpotrichiellaceae. Gene Ontology annotation, cellular component: mitochondrion. Bases 1 to 585 code for a protein of 194 amino acids.